Lactuca virosa is the source of this 723-nucleotide messenger RNA. The record is from the annotation of a GenBank genome assembly. Lineage: Eukaryota; Viridiplantae; Streptophyta; Magnoliopsida; Asterales; Asteraceae.
AUGGGUGUCAACCAUGAUGAUGAAGAACUAGAGGCACUUGAGACUCUUUCUCUUACAGAUUUUCCCCUGACAGACGAUGGGAAUUCCAAUUUUGAAGAUCGACAUCAUUGUCCAUCAUCGUCAACCUCAGAAGAUUUAUUUGAGUUCUUUAGUGGCGGAUUGGGUAGUUUUUCAGAAGAAAACGUUAUGUCUCAUGCUGAAGACAUGAUAUCUGGUGGGAAGCUUAUACCCACUAAUGAUCAGCCUCACCAUGAUCAACCACCACCAAGAAGUGAAAAUCAAACUCGUAACCAGAAACAGGUUCAUCGUCGGCGGUCUGAGUCAAUGCGCGAGUUAAAGAGCAACACCAAUAAGACUACAGCGAGGCAACUCGUGAGAAACAGCCACUCUUUGGACUACAAGAAGCUGCAAAGGAACUCAAGAUCGAAUUCUGAGCCUACGGCGGAGAUCCACCGCAACAGUUUGAGCAACAAAACUUCUUCUUCUAGGUGGACUGAUCUCAUGUUUGGGCCGGUGAAGGUGCCAACGGAGAUGGAUCUCCGGGACAUCAGAAAUCGGCAAACUGUGCAGAAUACUCCAAAAUCAUUAUUCCCUACUGUUGAAUCCGGUGGAGGGUUAGCCGUUAGUCGCGUUGGCGAUCACCGGAAAACUUCAUGGGGAGUACUUGGAAUCUUGAGCUGCAAAAGUUCCGUCAGUGUUGCCGUGACUAUGCCGUUAAGUUGA